This is a messenger RNA of Aureobasidium melanogenum CBS 110374, 915 nucleotides long. RefSeq lists its product as uncharacterized. The coding region runs from base 1 to 915 and encodes 304 amino acids. The transcript has a single exon. Lineage: Eukaryota; Fungi; Ascomycota; Dothideomycetes; Dothideales; Saccotheciaceae. The record is from RefSeq and is a predicted model, not a curated record.
AUGAACCGUAUCAUGGAGACAUUGGCCAGCGAGCAUGGCAUCUCGCUCUCCGAAAACACCCUCAAACGCAACAUGAAUGCUUGGGGUCUUUCUAUUCGUCCGCGUAUCAAAGUGACUCCUGAAAUGAGGCAAAGAAUAUACGAUCUGUUUUAUCAAGAGCGCUAUUACACCGAUCAACAGAUGGCCAAAAUUCUCAGACGAGAUGGCUUCGUCGUUUCAUUUCGUAAGUUGGCCAAAUUACGCAAGGAGAUGGGCUUGUCCAAGAGGAAGGAUACUAUCAUACCUGCAAACCCUGUCGUCCCGGGCCAAGUGACUCAGACAUCAUCUGACGACGACGAUGACCAUGAUGACGAUGACGACGAUGACGAUGAAGAUGAUGAAGAUGCCCAAGACGACGAAAAUGACAUGGAAGUUGAUGCAAUCAUGGCUUUGGAAAAUGCCACAAGACCUCAACAACCAACCAGACGCCCACCACCGCCUGCUGCUCAGGUCAGAGAACCCGCAUGGAGGAAAAAGCGACCAAGUAAUGCAGCUCAACCAGUCCACCAGGCUCCUAGAAUUCCCACGACCUUUUCGGACAGCAGGCAUUCUCCCGUCCCUCCAUCCCGGCCUAUCGUCCGUUCACCUACUCCUCCUAGAAAUAUAGACGAUUCAAGUGCACCCACCGACACAGAAACAUACUCUCAACCACCGGCGAAUGGUCAAGGUCUUGCAAGACGAGUUACUACGCUCGUUACACGCAUUCAAGCCAUCGAGGCUGAGAAUACUAGUCUAAAGCAGCAGGCCGACCAGCAACGGACCGAAGCUCAAGAGCUGCGACAGCUAGUCCAGCAACAGAGAAACGAGAUGGAUAUGAUGAGAGCUUCGCUAAACGAGCUCAUUGCCAGGUUCAAUGCUGCUCACUAUGCAAUCUGA